Messenger RNA from Cucumis melo (muskmelon), 1825 nucleotides. Its product is annotated as zinc finger protein ENHYDROUS-like. The transcript is spliced from 4 exons. Bases 443 to 1660 code for a protein of 405 amino acids. The record is from RefSeq and is a predicted model, not a curated record. Gene Ontology annotation, cellular component: nucleus. Gene Ontology annotation, molecular function: DNA-binding transcription factor activity. NCBI's taxonomy places the organism in Eukaryota, Viridiplantae, Streptophyta, Magnoliopsida, Cucurbitales, Cucurbitaceae.
ACUUCAAAUCAAGCUUUCUCCAUAAUUCUUAGUACAACCUAUCUUUUAUCUUUCUUAUCCUCUGUUUUUUUUUUUCCCUCUGUAUUUCAAGUUAUACAAUCAUAAACCUAAGUUUUAAAAGAACUCCAUAUGGUAUAUUUCAUUUACAAGUUUAUACCCUUUGUUUAUUUACUUUGAUUUUACUCGCCGGAGACUGGUUUUCCGGCCGCCGUCGUCGUAUCAUUGGCUUUUUCACCUUCUGGCCUUCCCCAUUAGAUUUGAUCUUUUUUUUCCCCCUUUCAUUUUAAUGGGGUUUGAGUUGAUGGGACCGGUUUCUCAGUUUAUGGGUAUGAAUUAAAGAAGGUUGACUGGUAGAUGAGACAUAAAAAAGAGAGAUAAAAACCUAGAAGAAAAAACCACCCCGCCGCCGGCAAAACUCUAAAUCAAUUUUCCGAUACUCAAGAUGCUGACAGACUUAGAAAAUUCAACCGAAGUCAGUAUCUCCUCCUCCGGAAAUCAACUUCCGCCGCCCAAAUCCGCCGUGAAAAAAAAGCGUAGUUUACCUGGAAUGCCAGAUCCGGAUGCGGAGGUAAUUGCUCUGUCUCCGAAGACUCUUUUGGCUACAAAUCGAUUUGUGUGUGAAAUUUGCAACAAAGGGUUUCAAAGAGAUCAGAAUCUUCAACUUCACCGACGAGGUCAUAAUCUUCCAUGGAAACUCCGGCAACGGACAAGCAAAGAGGUGAAAAAGAAAGUCUAUGUCUGCCCGGAACCGUCAUGCGUCCACCACCAUCCGUCGAGAGCUCUCGGCGAUCUGACUGGAAUAAAGAAGCACUUCUGCCGGAAGCACGGCGAGAAGAAAUGGAAGUGUGAAAAGUGCUCUAAAAAAUACGCCGUCAAGUCCGAUUGGAAGGCCCAUUCUAAGAUUUGUGGAACCAGAGAGUACAAGUGCGACUGUGAGACUGUGUUUUCGAGAAGAGAUAGUUUCAUCACUCACAGAGCGUUCUGUGAUGUGUUGACGAAGGAAGUUGCCGGAAGUUUGUCUCCGGCAGCGGCGGAGAUUCCUAAUUUGGAGUCCGAUCCUCAAGUUCAGCGACCGUCGGGUAGCUCGUCUCCGCCGCCUUCUGCUCCUCCUCUUCCCGCCGGUACCGCUCCCGUCCCAGUAGCCCUCCCUCCAUCCACUGACACGAUAUCAUCAAUCGCGUCCAUUGAGAAUAAAGCCUCACCGGAAAAUCCUCCGCCGCCGCUUGGAGAGGCACAAGACAGAACGAGCCUAACUGGAAACUCCGGCAGCAGCAACACCACAAUCAGCAGCACCAAUGCUACCGUAUUGGCUAGCUUGUUUGCUUCCUCUGCCGCAUCACUGAGCUUACAGCCGCCGCAGCCGCCAGCAUUUUGCGACUUAUUACGAGCCAUGGCGCGGCCCGAUCGAGCGACUGAAAUUGCACCGCCUUUGGUUUUUGAACCUCUUUCUCUGUGCCUAUCGACCGACACUGAUUCGUCCCUUUUCAGAGCCGGAAUCCAAGAUUGCCGCCCGUAUGUCCCACCGACGCCGCCGGCCAUGUCCGCCACCGGACUCCUACAGAAGGCCGCUCAAAUGGGCGCUGCGGCGGCGGGCGCAUCAGUGUUUCGUGGACUUGGUUUAUCGUCCUCCCCUUCUUCUGCACAACAGGGGAGUUUAUAAAUUAGUGGACCGGUGACCGGAAAGGCAAGCCUCCGCCCCCACAUGGCGGCAGAAUCGUCAUUUUGUUGAAAAGUGGCGGCGAUUGUUCGCUGUCUAAGGUUACAGAACAACUAUGAAAUAAAAUAUGUUCUAAAAAAUGGAAUUUCUAUAUGUUUUUCGAUUGAA